Molecule: messenger RNA, 1494 nt
Organism: Nerophis lumbriciformis (worm pipefish)
Lineage: Eukaryota; Metazoa; Chordata; Actinopteri; Syngnathiformes; Syngnathidae
Source: RefSeq, a predicted model, not a curated record
AUGUCGCAGUCGUGCAACAGAAAGCGCACAGCCCAGAGCGACUGCUUGGAGCGAUUCCUGUCGUUGGCCAUGUGUGUGGGCCUCUUGUGGCCUCCAGGGGGAGCGUCAGUGGCGCCAUGCAUCUGCGCCUCCAACAUCCUUAGCUGCUCCAAGAUGAAUCUUAGCAGCAUACCGACAGGGCUGCCUUUGUACACGGCCGUCCUGGAUCUCAGCUACAACGACAUCAACAAGCUGAAAUCGGAAUGGACCCCGGUGAAGCUCCCGAAGCUACGCAACCUGCUGCUGAGCCACAACGGUUUGCUAUUCCUGUCUUCGGAGGCCUUUGUAAACGUGAAACAACUGCGCCACCUGGACCUGUCCUCCAACAGCCUGCAGCUGCUGGACGAGUUUGUGUUUGAACCGCUGGUCAACCUGGAGGUUCUACUUUUGUACAAUAACAAAAUCACCCAGAUUGAUCGCUCGGCCUUCAUCACCACGCUCAACAUUCAGAAGCUCUAUCUGAGCCACAACCAAAUCUCUCGUUUCCCCGUCGAACUCAUCAGGGAGAAGUCACGUCUGGAGAAGCUCAGCCUGCUGGAUGUGUCGUCCAACAAGAUUAAAACGCUUCCUUUGGACGAGAUGCGAGCACUGCCCGCCUGGUUACGAAACGGCCUGUAUUUCCACAACAACCCGCUACUGUGUCACUGUGACCUCUACACCCUGGUCGCCCACUGGGACCUUCGCAAGCUCAACUCUGUUGCGGACUUUAGGGGUGAAUUUACAUGCAUCCUGCAGGGCCCGCAGAAAACGCGAGUAGACGUCUUUGAGCUAAGCGGCGAAAGCAUGAACUGCAGCACCUUCAAGGAGGCAGAAGAGGAAGCCUUCCUAGAGCAAACACUAACCCUUGCUUGCGACACCAAGCGCAGAAACAUGUUAAAGACCUGGACACUUCCCGGUUCUGCCGCGCUGAUCUCUGGAGGCAACCAGACAGCCAUGGUCAUGCCGGAUGGCAGCCUGCGAGUCAGUCCAGUUCGGUCUGAGGACUCCGGAACCUACACCUGCUUCGCCACCAGCGAGGCCUUCAACGAGACCAUCUACGUGGUGCUGAAGGUUCACAACUUUACCAUGCACGGUGGCAGCGAGACCCUCAACACAGCAUACACCACCUUGGUGGGUUGCCUAGCCAGCGUGGUCCUGGUUCUGGUCUACCUCUACCUAACACCGUGUCGCUGCUUCUGCUGCCCUGGUAAGGGCAAAGCCCGCGGCGACGACAGCAUCCGCUCGUCGGUGCUCAGUGUGACGCCCACCCACGGUGCAGACCCUGCUGCACUCCAUAGGCACGUGGUCUUCACGGACACCAAAGAGGCACGGGGCCUGAAUGGCAAGCUUAACCCCAACGUCGACCAGGAUGACCACGAGACUGAGGAGGCACGCUCUCUGAUGAAGGGAACCAGGAAGAAGUCAAUCACCGAGUCCAUCAGCUCGGUUUUUUCUGACACUCCAAUGAUGGUCUGA